Tyto alba (common barn owl) is the source of this 2862-nucleotide messenger RNA. RefSeq names its product RAB39B, member RAS oncogene family (gene RAB39B). The record is from RefSeq and is a predicted model, not a curated record. Gene Ontology annotation, molecular function: GTPase activity; GTP binding. The transcript has 2 exons. Bases 93 to 734 code for a protein of 213 amino acids. NCBI's taxonomy places the organism in Eukaryota, Metazoa, Chordata, Aves, Strigiformes, Tytonidae. Gene Ontology annotation, cellular component: Golgi membrane. Gene Ontology annotation, biological process: Rab protein signal transduction.
CUCCCGGCCUUGCGGCGGCGGCCGCCCGCGGGCCCGCGGGCCGGGCAUGGGCGGCGCGGCGGCGGGCGGGCGCUGAGGCGGGCGGCGGCAGCAUGGAGGCCAUCUGGCUGUACCAGUUCCGCCUGAUCGUCAUCGGCGACUCCACCGUGGGCAAGUCCUGCCUCAUCCGCCGCUUCACCGAAGGGCGCUUCGCCCAGAUCUCCGACCCCACGGUGGGCGUGGAUUUCUUCUCCAGGCUGGUGGAGAUCGAGCCGGGCAAGAGGAUCAAGCUGCAGAUCUGGGACACGGCCGGGCAGGAGCGGUUCCGGUCCAUCACCAGAGCCUACUACAGGAACUCGGUUGGAGGACUCCUCCUCUUUGACAUUACAAACCGCAGGUCCUUCCAGAACGUCCACGAGUGGCUAGAGGAGACCAAGGUGCAUGUCCAGCCGUACCAGAUCGUCUUUGUUUUGGUAGGUCACAAGUGUGACCUUGACACACAGCGGCAAGUCACCAGGCACGAGGCUGAGAAACUGGCUGCUGCAUAUGGUAUGAAGUACAUUGAGACCUCAGCUCGGGAUGCCAUUAACGUGGAGAAGGCCUUCACUGAUCUGACUCGAGAUAUAUACGAGCUUGUUAAAAGGGGGGACAUUUCAAUCCAGGAGGGAUGGGAAGGGGUAAAGAGUGGGUUUGUCCCAAACGUAGUGCACUCUUCAGAAGAAGUGGUGAAAUCAGAUAGGCGAUGCUUGUGCUGAGCUCUUCUAGUGAGGCAAGUGGUGAUGAACUCUACUAACCAAACGUACUUUACUAAGUGAACUCAGUGUGACAGAAGGGAGAGCAACACUCCCGUUGUGAACAGCCUCCCGCGUUGUUUUGGACACCAGAACAGACCCCGGAAAGAAAUGUUCUGUUCCAAAUAACCUUUCAGAACUGGGGGCUACAAACCUACAGGAGAGUGAGUGAGGGUGCAUGUAGAUGUUGUGAGGAGACAGGCAGCAGAAAUGAGGGGCUGCAUGAGACAGGAGAGAGUAUACAGAGAGCUGGAUGGGCUGGCACACACCAGGGUACACUACGUGUCCUCUUUUAAGUAAAUCCAUAGCUCCAUGCUGAGUAGUGAAGCCACAGUAUGGAUACUAUAGUAGUAUGGCAAAUGGGCAGCCAAAGAGAAGGAAAGAGGACAUCUUCGUUUGUGUCAGCUGUUUAUUGUCAGGAAGGUGUAAAGGCAGCACAGAUACUGUUUCCUCAUAAGGCCAACUCCACAGGAGAAGUUUAUUGACAUGGUAUGCACACUCCUGAAUUUUCUUUCUUACGUUCUUGAACGUAGUUCAAUAGCAAAGAAUACUCUGUGGGAUUUAAAGAGGAAAACAGUAGUUAUUUGAUUGGUAAUUAAAUUAUUCCCCCCUCCCCCCCCAAAUAGUGCUUUUCUUGCUGUGCUGAACUGGAUUCCAAGUCACAACUCCUGUUCCAGUGAUUAUUCAAUGUAUUUUUACACAUUUACUGCCUUGAAAGUACCCUGAGUUCAGGGAUUUCCAAUAGAAUUAAGUGAUCAAGAGCAUAAAGAGAGAACCAUGUCCUCAUAUGUUAUAACUUAAGGCUGGGGUGUUGCAGCCAGGUGGGACACACCAACAUUUCUGUCGUACUAACGGCACUGUGCUGACCUUCUGGGUGUCUCACCAGCCAGGUCGAAAAGAGGGGAAAAUAAAAAUAAAAAAAAUAACAACAAAAUAAUAAAAAACUUGAAAAGCUUAACUCAGGUGCAUCAGACAUCCUAAAAGGUGAGAUUUACUUUUAAAGAAGUUAAAUAGCAUGGAAACCAACAGCUUCCAUCAGUACUCUCUGCUGUUAAAGUGUCAUUUUCUUUCUUGGCAUCUGUGGAGAACUAGCACUGGGAAGGAGGAGCACACAACAGAAGUGGGUGGAGAGGAAAGCCACAAGAUGAGCUCAAGAAUAAAAUUUGUUUUCCUCCAUGUUUUAAUUUGACAAAAGAGGAUCCAUCUCAGGUGGGUCAUCACGGGAUGGUAGCCAUGUUCCAAAAGCUCUAUGUAGGUGGAUGUUGUCUGGGAAUGCCAUUCACCACUUAGAAGCUUUGCUUCCGCUAAGUUUUAACUUAAGCUUUUGAAGUGCAGCAGGGUAACUGUGCUCCUGUAGCAAACUAGGGAAGUUCAGCCUAUUAAAAGCAAACAAAUAAAACUAUAGUGACGUCUUUUUUACUCGCGUUUGCAAGCUUUAUACACCAAACUGCUAAUGGGCAGGAGGGAGGGAUUAGGUAAAAACCACAGGAAGCAUCUGGUGUUUGAUUUUAGGCCUCUAAGAAAAGAAGAAUGAAAUACUUGUUACAGCUUUUUAAGCUGCCCCAUCUAUAAAAGUGUGGGUCUUUGCUGUUGAGUUCAGACUGGUUUUUCCCUUUGAACCUGUUCUCAUGGUUUGCAGCAAGUGGGCAGGUCUGUAUGAAGGAAAAAAAAAAAAACCCUGUGGUUUAACCUGUGUGUUAAAGCUGAAAAAAAAUAAACCGACCAACAAACCCAACCCAACAACCAAAGCCCUGAAAAGUAACAUUUUUAUUUUCAGUGUUUUGGGAACAAUUUCAGUUCGUGGGCUCUGCAGGGAGCAGCAGCAUUGUGCCUGCUGGGAGGCCACUGGGAGCAAAUUGGAGGAAGGGACGGGUGGCAGUGGCCCAGCACCUUUCAGUCAGCUUGUCACUGCUAACCCCCGAUCGCUCUUGAACGGGCUGUAAAUGGAUCAAAAAGUUUGUGCUAAAGCCCAGGGAAUUCCAGGCAGGUUCACUUGUGGUUGAGUUGAGUGUCCUGAAGAUCUAAGAGAAAUUUAAAAAAAAAAAAAAAUUUAAAAAAAAAAAAAAAUCCCUUUACAAAAUCUCUUUCUAGG